UUUAAAGAAUAAGUACUUUAUCGAUACCAUAAAUGCCGGCUGUUUCUUGGUUCUUUUGCUCGAAAUUAAUCAUGGGUUUUGACCACACACUUCAACGUAUUUUGCAAAAUUUGCGUAUUUCCGACGGCGAACGCUCCAAUUACACAGAGGAUGCUGUCGAAAUCCAAAAUUAUGUGAUUGAAAAGCUAAAGUCGGCAGAUUCUAGCUUUCGCGAGGCUUUUGAUGGCCUUAGCCUUGCAGGAAGCUACUUGGAUAGGGUGAAAUUGAAGACCCCUGAUGAAUUUGAUUUGCAUAUGAAGUUGAAAUUGCCAUUCCCAAUCAUCCCGAAGAAAGACGAGAAGGGAUUCGUGUUCUUGUGUGCAAAUAACUACAAGCAUCCGAUCCUAGCCAACAAUUACGUAGAUCGCAAGAAUUUACAGGCGUGGUUACGCGAUGCAUUCAAUGAGGUGUUCACAUCAAACCUACGUCUUCGUUGCAGCACUGGAGAAGUCUAUGAAGUAAGGUAUACUGCGAAAGGCUACGGAUGUGCCCACACCAUUGAAGCUGAAGGAAGGAGUCGCACCAUAUGGUUCGAUUUAGUGCCAGCAUUCGAGUUUACUUGGGCUCAGUGGCCGUUGGACGUGCCACCAAUAUCUACCGAAGUGCGCUCUAAAUGGCCGUGGUUCGCUGUACCGCAAUCGAAGCGGGGCUCCUGGGACGAGCGCACUUUUAUAGUGUGUGCCCCGCAUUGGGAGCGUGAAACAACAAGGAAUUUGAAUAAUUUCAAAAAUGUUUUACGCCUUAUGAAGGGUUUGCGUGACGCGCACGAGUCUGAUUUGCCGCAUCUAUCAAGUUACAUGCUGAAAACUGUAUUGCUCCAUCAACUGGGACGCGUUGAUUGGAAUGAAAAUCUUCACACUCUCUUUGUGAAGAUGUGGUCCUGUUUGGUGAAUCAUCUCAAAUUUGGAAACUUGGACUUCUUUUUGGCCAAUGGAAAUAACAUUUUUGAUCGCAUGCAACAUGGGGAGCUUGAAAAAUGUCGCGUUGCAGCUGUACGCCUAAUGUCUAACCUUAAUCAGGCUGAAACACAAAUAUGGAUGCUCGACCGUAUUUUCAAAGUUUAAACAAGAGCACCUAUUCUUUGCAUUAAUCACUUAGUAUUGUAAAACCAUACAACGAAAAUAUCAUUUAAUUUUGUUUCAAAUAAAUUCAUAUCUUGAACGGAAAAAUUUAUUGUGUUUU
Messenger RNA from Drosophila obscura, 1221 nucleotides. RefSeq lists its product as uncharacterized. The transcript is spliced from 2 exons. Bases 33 to 1103 code for a protein of 356 amino acids. NCBI's taxonomy places the organism in Eukaryota, Metazoa, Arthropoda, Insecta, Diptera, Drosophilidae. The record is from RefSeq and is a predicted model, not a curated record.